Messenger RNA from Paramuricea clavata, 2077 nucleotides. The record is from the annotation of a GenBank genome assembly. NCBI's taxonomy places the organism in Eukaryota, Metazoa, Cnidaria, Anthozoa, Malacalcyonacea, Plexauridae.
AUGCCUGUCUUCAUUGGCCGUUCAUGGCAACGCGGACAUGGGGCGCAGAUAGGAUUUGGAAUCGGCGGCCUGUUUCGUAGCGUUGCAAGAGCUGUCAUGCCCAUGGUUAAAAGUGGUGCAAAGACAUUAGGAAACAUUGCACUAAACACUGGGGCAAAUUUUGUCGGAGAUGUUCUUUCUGGUAAAAAUGUAAAAGAAUCUGCAAAAGCUCGAGUGAAAGAAGCAGCGAAUACUGUGAGAAGGAAAGCUGCAAAUAAGAUUCAGUCAUUAAGCCAGACAGGAAAUGGGAAACGUGUGAAGAGAACAUCUAAAAAGAGAAAGGCAACGGCUCCUUCUGCCAGAAGCAAACAAGCCAAGAAACGGAAAACAACUCACGUUAAAGACAUAUUCGGAUAAUUAUGAAUUUCGUACAUCCCCGGUCUCAAGAGUGCCUGAAAGAUGAACUUAAUAUAUUUGCUAUCCCCCAGACACAAGUUAGUCUAGAAAAAGCCCAUUGGAUAGACCAUCAACCUGUGUCCAGCGUAUCAGAGGGAGGACCAAUCACGUUCAUAUCUCCAGGUACUGAGGAUUAUGUCGAUUUAUCUAAGACGAUUCUUGUGGUAAGAGCGAAAGUAACAAAGGCAGAUGGUACGAAUCUUGAUGCAGAUGAGAAGGUUGGAGUUGUGAACAAUUUCCUGCAUAGUAUGUUUAAACAAGUCGACGUCUUUCUGAAGGAAAAACAAGUCACGCAGGCCAUGGGUACUUACGCUUACCGGUCAUAUUUGGAGACCCUCCUCAACUAUGGUCCGUCAGCGAAGCAAUCUCAACUCACCUCAGCAUUGUUUUACAAGGAUACUGCUGGUAAAAUGGAUAUAGCGGAUCCCACUACGGUAGUUGCCAAUGCUAACCUUGGUCUUAAGACAAGAUAUGGAUUCAGCAAAACGAGUGGAACUAUCGAGAUGGCAGGACCUAUAUUCAGCGACGUGUUUAUGUCUGAACGUCUCCUGCUAAGCUUUGUAGAUCUGAAAGUUAUCCUGAAUCGAAGCAGCCACGAAUUUUGUUUGAUGGCUUCUGAGGACGAUGCUGAUUAUCGAGUAAAGCUGAUCGAUGCCUAUCUCAAAAUACGUAAGGUGAAAGUAAAUCCAAGCAUUUCUAUGGCUCAUGAAAUCGCCUUGAAAAAAGGACCGGCAAUUUAUCCUAUUCGACGAGUGGAGUGCAAGAGUUUCAUUAUCCCUGCGGGAAAUCCUUCCCUUAGAAAAGAUAAUCUCUUCAAUGGACUUGUACCGAAAUCAUUUGUUUGUGGAUUGGUUGAAAGUACAGCUUUUAAUGGUGCGUACAAGAAGAAUCCGUUCAACUUCAAACAUUUUAACAUGUCGUAUAUUGGUACGUCCGUCAAUGGAGAGGAAGUACCUUUCAAACCCAUGCAGCUUUCCUUUGGUGCAAACCCUAGAUAUAUUGAAGCAUACAACACGCUGUUCUCAGGUACGGGAAAAAUGUACUACAAUACAGGGAACGAUCUUACACGUGAUGAUUUUAUUGGAGGAAACACGAUUUUCGCGUUUGACCUGACUCCCGACAUGUGUGGUUCUUCAUCUCAUUUUAAUGCUGUUCAAAGAGGAAAUUUUGCAGUUGACAUCAAGUUCUCUGCCGCACCAACAGUUGCUGUUAGUCUUAUCUGUUACGGGGAAUUUGAAAACCUGAUUCAAAUCGAUUCUGAAAGAAACGUCAUUUACGACUACUCUGGUUAGAUGAACACUGUUCAGAUAACUCGUGCGUUACGACAUGAUCCUAUCACAAGCAAGAAGUUUUGCGGUGUGUUUCCAAGUGAUAAAUUACCUCAAGCGAUUGAGAAAUAUCCAUGUGGUUUUGUCGCAAAUACAGACCCAAGCAGCGAGCCUGGCAUACACUGGGUGUCGUUUUACUUUCCAACGGAAAAGAAAGGAGAAUUUUUUGACAGUUAUGGACAUCCGCCAGAAUUCUACAGGGAUUCAUUUGGAGAUUUUUUAGAGAAAUACUCUUAUGAAUAUAAUACUCGUAAACUGCAAAGUGCCUGGUCAGAUGUAUGUGGACAAUACUGUAUGUUUUAUUUAAGUCAUAG